Messenger RNA from Rhodofomes roseus, 2541 nucleotides. Its product is annotated as COG4 transport protein-domain-containing protein. The record is from RefSeq and is a predicted model, not a curated record. Bases 118 to 2346 code for a protein of 742 amino acids. NCBI's taxonomy places the organism in Eukaryota, Fungi, Basidiomycota, Agaricomycetes, Polyporales, Fomitopsidaceae. The transcript has 10 exons.
CUCUACCGCGGACCAUCCACUUCACUGCAACAACCUCAAAGCUUUCAUCGUCACCGUGGGCUUGUGAUUUUGUGUUCGUAGAUCACUCGUUGGGCACGCACAUACCUGCUCACCAUCAUGGCGGUCGACGCUCUGUCGGCGGAGUCGUACGGGAACUCACAACGUCCAGACCCUCACAAGUUCACGAAGCUAUCAGAGAUCCUGUCAUGUCUCUCUUCUUUGCAGUCUGAAGAAGCUGAGCUUUCCUCGUCACUCGCCGAACUACUCGCAUCUCAAGAGCCGGUCAUUAACUCUCUGGCGCGCCUGCAGUCGCUAGGCCCGACACUGGAUGAGCUGCAUGCGGAAGCCUCUGUAUUUGACCAGACGGUCUCGCGCACAGCGAAAACUGCCGACGAAGUCGGUGGGUUCGUACGAACCUUGGAUGAGGAGAUGCGGAGGGUGCGAGAGGCCGCUGAGCGUGUCGGACAGGUUAUGGAGCUUAAGACAUCUCUCAACGCACUCCAGUCAGCGAUGGAAGCUAAGGACUGGGAAUCCGCAACGCGACAUUGCUCGCGCGCGAUGUCGCUCCCCACCGAAGUCAUCUCGGGCUUGUUCGCAGAAACGGCCGUCCCCACACCAGAAAGCCACUUGCCUCCGGCGCAGACCCUCCAUGCUGCGCGCGAGGAGCUGCUGGCGAUCUUCCGCCGCGAAUUCGACAAGGCGAGCCAGUCGCGUGAUGCGGCCGCGACGAGUCGGUUCUUCAAGCUGUUCCCGGCGAUUGGGUGGGAGUUGGAGGGACUGCAAGCGUAUGCUGCGUUCGUCGUAGACCUUGUACGCGUUCGGGCGCCCGCUUCAGCGAAGACAUCAUCCCCAUUAUUCUACAUCACCGCGCUGACGGCUCUCUUCGAGAGCAUUGCCAUGAUCGUGGAUCAACACCAGCCCAUAGUUGAGAAGUACUACGGUCCGGGUAAAAUGACUCCGGUCAUAGAGCGUCUCUUACAGGAGUCGGACCGCGUGGUCAAUGACAUGAUCGAGGGAUGGGUAGAGGAGCGGGCCAUGGAGCGGAAGCUUUCAGAUACGAGCAACACGUCUCGGAAGCAACCGUCCCAAUAUGACGCUGACGAGGAGGUUGACCCGCGGGAGAUCGACAAGGUUCUGACUGAGGCAGCGGGUAUGAGCGGACGCUGGAGUCUGUUCCGCAAGUUCAUGUACGACCGCCUGAAGGACGACUACUCGGAUACAGAUGUUGACGGGGAGGAGAAGGCCUCAGAUCAAUCGGACAAUGGUGAAGACAAACCCCUUCCAGACGGCCUUCGCGCCAUCGAAGCGUCCGCAUCAAAGCAGCACUUUGAGGACAUGCUUACAGCCUACUACGUCCCUCUCGAAUCCUGGUACGCACGCAGCGCCCUCGACAAGGUGCACCGACUCUCCUCUGCGGACCUCCUCGCUUUACCGGCCGUGACGACGACGCCCGACGACGCGUUCUACAUCCUCAAGGCGAUACUGAACAGGCUGCUCUCCUGCGGCUCGCUUGCUGCGGUGCAGCGUACGGCGGAGUUGCUGCGGGACGUCGUGGACAAGGAGUACACGGGUGUGAUCAAGCGGAAGCUGGACGACGUGUACCGAACGGCAGGACCUGCUGGGACAAGAGGGGAUAAAGCUGAGAGGGAGAAUAGGCUGGCCUUCAUCGUGCUGCUGAAUGACCUCGACAUUUCUUCAGGACACAUGGAGCGCCUAGUGAAGGAGUUGUCUGCGUCGUCGCUGAUCACACAGUUCUAUCUCGACAGCGAAGUCGAGGGAGUCAGAGCCACCGUGGCUUCGUUCAACGGCGUUGUUACGAAGUUCCGUUCUGCUCUCAGGGCCGGCAUCGAACAGCUCUUCAACCAACUGAUGCGUCCACGACUACGCACGUUCAUUUCGGACGUCUAUAAGGACGUAUCGUACGUCAUCGACGAGGACAGCUAUGCUCAGGCGGGUUAUAACGACGUCGUGCGGAAACGCUUCGUCAAGUCGUGGGAAACGUUGGUGGACGGGUACAAGGAUACCUUCACCGAGAACAACUAUCGCCUCCUGUUUGGGUUGGCUCUCGACGUGCUUGUCCGCCCAUGGGAGCGAUUCAUCAGCACGCUCAGAUAUAGCGAGCUUGGCGCAAUUCGAUUCGAUCAGGACCUCCGCGCGAUCACCUCAUACCUCUCCUCGCAAACCGCGUUCGGUGACGUCCGCGAGAAGUUCGUGCGCCUUCAACAAAUCUCGCAGUUGCUCAAUCUCGACUCGGAGGAAGAUGCGGAUGAGUUCUACAACGGAUCAGGGAUCGCGUGGCAGCUCGGCGAACAGGAAGCCCGCAAUAUUGUCGCACUCAGGGUUUGAUCGGAAUCCACUUUCCGCCUUACCCGUACACAGUUUGAAGAGGGCAUGCGAAGAAAGGAACACCUUUGGUACGUGAUGGUCCUGACGAAGGCAUCAUGAGACGUUCUUGAGUGAGUUGGUGGUACGCACGAGCUGCAAAGUAUCAUUGCUACAUUGCGGCGUCGUGUCACGAUGCUAUACUGAAACAAUUGCAAA